Molecule: messenger RNA, 2418 nt
Organism: Condylostylus longicornis
Lineage: Eukaryota; Metazoa; Arthropoda; Insecta; Diptera; Dolichopodidae
Gene: Sec10
Product: exocyst complex component 5
Exons: 8
Coding region: 150-2282 (710 amino acids)
Biological process (GO): Golgi to plasma membrane transport; exocytosis
Cellular component (GO): exocyst; cytoplasm
Source: RefSeq, a predicted model, not a curated record
UUGGAAUUAGUUUCUGUAUAUUCAGAUUGAAGAACAAAAACUAAAAACUUAAUAAAUUAACGUAAACAGAGUGUUUUAAGAGAUAUGUGAAUUAGUUUUCUUUAAGAUUUUUAUUUGUACAUAUUUAUUUUUCAUUUAAAAGUGCAAAAAUGAUGCAACAGUAUAUGGAAGAGCUCGAACUUGAACCGUUCGAUGCCAAUGACUUUGUUGAGCGUUUAACUUGGCGAGCAAAUAAUGAAGUGGGAUCAUCUCAAUUUGAUCCCGAAAUUCUUCAUGAAACAUUUGUUAAUACUAUUAAAGAUUUGAAAAUUUUGCAAGAAAAGCAACAACGCAAGUGUGAAAGAAUUGAAGAAUCUUUAAAAGAAGAGCAAAAAGUUCAUGCCAGAAGUGUAAGCAAAUUACAAGAGCGACAUCAGACUUCUGUAGAAUGGUUUCACCAGUUAGAUGAAAAAAUUAAUUCCGUAGCUGGAAAGAUUAUUCAUUUGGGAGAACAACUUGAAAAUGUCAACACACCACGCAGUAGAACGGUUGAAGCACAAAAAUUAUUAAAUCACAUGUCAGAAUUUUUGAUGCCGGGCCCGAUAGUUAACGAUUUAUUUACUGAUCCGUCAAGACUUUAUGAAGCAGCCGAUGUUAUACAAAAAUUAUAUACAAUAUCUCAAGACUUACCAGCAAGUAAAUUUGAAGAGGCCAAAAGGAAAAUUGAGAGAAAAUAUGAUGAAAUCGAAAGAGGUUUAAUAGAAGAAUUUGCAACAGCUCAAAAAGCGAAGGACAUUGAAAAGAUGAAAAAAAUUGCUAUAAUAUUAUUAAAUUUUAAGGGAUACUCGCAAUGUAUUAAUGCGUAUAUAGAACAAAGCCAAAUGACCCAGUAUGGUGGAAAAGAUAUUUUUUUCGGUAUUGUGCCUAUGUGUGAGGAGCAUAACGAAAUUAUUAAAAAGGUUUUUCUAAGUCCAGAUCAAGUAAUGGCAAAGUUUAUAUUGAAUAUUUAUCAAUUAAAAUUAAAUGAAUAUGCAAGAAUGAAACUGGAGGAUAAAAAAGAUGAUGAAAAAUAUUUGAAAACAUUGCACGAAAUGUAUUCAAGAACUGUGAAAUUGUCAACAGAUUUACAAAAAUAUAUGCCAAGUUCAGAUGAUGAUCUACUUACAAAACUAACUGCAAAUAUUUUUGCAAAAGAUAUUGCAAUUUACCUUGAAACCGAAACGCGUUGUUUAAAAAAUAAGUGUACAAACGAAUUGGAAAAAUAUUACAACAGUAAAAAACAUCAAAAAAAGCAAACAGAAAGAUUUCAAGAUUUAAAACGAGAAGUACAAGCAUCGUUAAGUAAUCGUCUGAACAUAAAUAUUGCGCAGGUUGAAGACUACGGAGGAGAGACAUUUCUCUCUGAGGAACUCGCUAUAAAUUUACUUCAACAAACUAAAACCUCAUUGAAACGUUGUAGAAUUCUUUCGAAAGAAAACGAUUUAGCUGGAAAUGUGAUAAAAAUAGCUGAUAUUUUAUUAUUGUAUUUGAUGCAUGAACAUGUAAAUUAUGCUUUAGAAUUAGGAUUACAAGCUAUACCAUUGGGUGAAAGCAAAGUUUUUCCUCAAAUAUACUUUUUUGAUGUUAUACAAAAAUCGAACACUAUUGUUCAUUUAUUGGAGAACUUAUACACAGCUAGCAUAGUUCCCUGUGUCAAAAAUACCACUAAAUUAGCUGACUGUUUACAAAAGAAACGUCUAAUGUUAGAACAAAUUGAAAAUAAAUUAGACACAGGUUUAGAUCGCGUUUUGAAUUCCAUUAUAGGCUGGGUAAAAAUUUACUUGCAAACUGAACAGAAAAAAACAGACUACAAACCUGAAAAUGAUGUGGACACAUUGUCAUCUCAAGUUUGUUUGCAUGUUGUGCAGACUUUACAACCCGCUGUUAAACAGAUCAAAAAAUGUUUGGAUGGAGAAAAUUUGCAAACUGUUUUGACUGAAUUUGGGAUACGUUUACAUCGUGUUAUUUAUGAACAUCUACAAAGCUUACAAUUUAACAUUGUUGGUGCUAUGUGCGUAAUAUGUGAUGUAAAUGAGUAUCGCAAACUAGCAAGAGAACUGAACAGUUCACUUGUUACACAACUUUUUGAUACACUCCACGCUCUCUGUAACUUACUUUUAGUCAAACCAGAAAAUAUAUUAGAAGCGUGUACCGGAGAUACACUGAAUAAUUUGGAUAAGUCUGUUAUACGUCAAUUUAUUCAACUAAGGGGCGAUUUUCGUGCAAUCAAGACUGCAAAUUAUUUGAAAGGCAUAAUAGAAUAGAUUUUAUUAAACAAAAAUCGAUAUUUUUCCUCAGAUGGUGAGAUUUAUUAUUCAAAGCUUUUUACACAACAUUAUAUAAAAUUUUCAAAAACUAGGGUAUUUAAAACUUAUAUAUAUAUACUUACAUUAAUAUAAA